This is a messenger RNA of Epinephelus fuscoguttatus (brown-marbled grouper), 2117 nucleotides long. RefSeq names its product cocaine- and amphetamine-regulated transcript protein-like. Gene Ontology annotation, biological process: positive regulation of MAPK cascade; cellular response to starvation; adult feeding behavior. The coding region runs from base 10 to 333 and encodes 107 amino acids. The record is from RefSeq and is a predicted model, not a curated record. NCBI's taxonomy places the organism in Eukaryota, Metazoa, Chordata, Actinopteri, Perciformes, Serranidae. The transcript has 3 exons. Gene Ontology annotation, molecular function: neuropeptide hormone activity.
GUCAGCACCAUGGUCAGCGCUCGGGCUCUCCUCCUCGCGGUCACCUGCUGCUACGCCUACCUGUGGCUCGCUCGCGCAGAGGACUCCUCACUGGAGACGCGCUCGUUGGAUUUCCCGCUGAAAACCCAACAGGAGAAGGACCUGAUCGACGCGUUGCAAGAAGUUCUGGAGAAGCUGCGGAGCAAAGAGAUGCCCUCAGAGAAAAAGCUUGGAUGGCUGCCUUCGUGUGACGCAGGGGAGCCGUGCGCCGUGCGUAAAGGCGCGCGUAUUGGCACGCUAUGCAGCUGUCCCCGGGGAACUGCCUGUAACUUUUAUGUCCUCAAAUGUUUGUGAAGAAAAAGAGAAGAAAGAAAAAACAAGAAAGAGAGUGUUCAGGGCUUUGGAGUCACAAAAUCUACUGUUAUCCUCUGUGUGACAAAAAAAUAAAUGUAACGUGAUUAAUAAAGGAUGCUUUUCUUUUAUAAACGUGGACCGGAAGAUGUUAGAAUAAUAGAUUUUAAUGUCUGUGUGCAUCUGUAUCUUUUUAUUUGUCCGCCAGGGAAGUUAUUUGUGUGGGGCUGUGGCAUCUUGUGAAAGACUCUGAAUGCAAGUUUUGUCCUAAAUAAUUUUUCCUCUUGGGUUUUGUUUGUUGUUGUUCCUGUUAUGGGGGGAGAUAGUGAAGCUAUCUAUAGCACCAGGUUCAAAACUCUUUUGUAAGAUAAGGAGGUCAAUAAAUUAACAACUUAUAUUCAAGUGUCUGUGUGUCUGUUGCACUAUUAGAGGUUUGAUCCAGUAUUAUCCAGGAUGGUCUGACCCCAUCCUACAUCACAGACCACCUAACCCCCUAUUCUAUGCACAGAUCCCUCAAAAUUAUAUGACAUAAUAUAAUAAUACAUAUAAUAAAGGGGUUUUAGCCAGUAUUGUCCAGGAUGGUCUGACCCCAUCCUAUAUCGCGACCUCUUAACCCCCUAUUCUACGCCCAGGUCCCUCAAAAUUACACAACAUAACAUAAUGAUACAUACAAUUAAGGGGUUUAAUCCAGUAUUAUCCAGGAUGGUCUGCACCCAUCCUACAUCGCAAACCUCCUAACCUCCAUUUCUACGCCAAGGUCAUUCAAAAAUAUACAACAUAAUAUAGUGAUACAUAUCAUUAAAGGGUUUUAUCCAAUCUUGUCCAGGUUGGCCUGACCCCAUCCUACAUCACAAACCUCCUAACCCCCUAUUCUUCACCAAGGUCCCUCAAAAUUAUACAACAUAACAUAAUGAUACUUAGAAUUAAGGGGUGUUAUCCAGUAUUAUCCAGGAUGGUCUGACCCCAUCCUACAUCACAGACCUCCUAACCCCCUGUUAUCCAAGAUGGUCUGGCCCUAUCCUACAUCGCAGACCUCCUAACCUCCAUUUCUACGCCAAGGUCACUCAAAGUUACACAACAUUAUAUAAUGAUACAUAUGAUUAAGGAGUUUUAUCCGGUACUAUCCAGGAUGGUCUGACCCCAUCCUACAUCACAGACCUCCUAACCCCCUGUUAUCCAGGAUGGUCUGGCCCCAUCCUACAUCACCGACCUCUUAACCCCCUAUUCUACACCCAGGUCCCUCAAAAUUACACAACAUAACAUAAUGAUACAUAUCAUUAAAGGGUUUUAUCCAGUAUUAUCCAGGAUGGUCUGACCCCAUCCUACAUCGCAGACUUCCUAACCCCCUAUUCUACGCCAAGGUCCCUCAAAAUUAUACAACAUAAUAUAGUGAUACAUAUCAUUAAAGGGUUUUAUUCAGUAGUGUCCAGGAUGGUCUGACCCCAUCCUACACUGCAGACCUCCUAACCCCCUAUUAUCCAAGAUGGUCUGGCCCUAUCCUACAUCGCAAACCUCCUAACCUCCAUUUCUAUGCCAAGGUCCCUCAAAGUUACACAACAUUAUAUAAUGACACAUAUCAUUAAAGAGUUUUAUCCAGUAUUAUCCAGGAUGGUCUGACCCCAUCCUACAUCGCAGACCUCCUAACCCCGUUAUCCAGGAUGGUCUGGCCCCAUCCUACAUCACCGACCUCUUAACCCCCUAUUCUACACCCAGGUCCAUCAAAAUUACACAACAUAACAUAAUGAUCCAUAUCAUUAAAGGGUUUUAUUCAGUAGUGUCCAGGAUGG